Molecule: messenger RNA, 1418 nt
Organism: Ectocarpus siliculosus
Lineage: Eukaryota; Phaeophyceae; Ectocarpales; Ectocarpaceae
Source: the annotation of a GenBank genome assembly
UUGUGGAGAGAUCGGUCCCGCCUGUCCACCCCGCCACCCGGAGCAAACAUGCUCGCUAAUCUCGCUCGUGCCGCAGCCCGUCCCUCGGCGGGACUGGUCCGAAGAGCUGCAGCCGCGACGACCAAGUGCUCCUCCCCCUCCGUUCCUGCUGCUGCUGUCUCCUCCGCCCCCAAGAACCUGCGAUGCGCAAGCAGCCUGAGCGAGGUGCUGAAGGCGGAAAUCGAAGAGGAGCGUCUCGUUGCGUUUGACGAAGAUGUGGCAUCGAUGGUGAAAGAACUGGGCAAGAAGGGAAUCACCGUGAAGGACGAGCCCGGGCUGUCGUUGGUACGGCUCUUCGGACCUGGCGUUGGCGAUGAGAAGGUAUCGGUGGAGUUCGACUGCGACGUGGAGGGGGACGGCGAUGACGGUUGGGAGGACGACCUGGAGGACGACUCGGACUUGAGUUUGGAGUCGGGGGAGCAGCAGCAAGGGAAGGGCGGGGAGGGACAAGAGGACGAGGGCGGGGAGGACGACAUGAUCGGCCCAGGCUACCGCUUCACGGCAACGAUCACCAAGGGGGCGAAGAAGAUGGUUCUCUCGGGAUCGGCCACAGACACGAUCGCCGUGCACGGCAUCCGCAUCAACCCGGCAAACGUGGAGUGGGACUUUUCCCUUUACCGAGGUCCUGAUUUCAACGAGCUCGAUCCGGAUUUGCAGGACGCGCUGUACGACUACUUGAAGGAGCGCAACAUCGACGACGACCUGGCGGCGUUCAUCUGCAUGUACGCCGACCAAAAGGAGCAGAACGAGUACACCAACUGGUUGGGGGAGGUGGCGAAGUUCGUCAAGUAAACUACAGCGGCAGCGGCGUUGGAACCACUCGGUGUAGCUCGGUCGCUCCGCUAGCAACUGUUUCAGCGGGGCUUCUAGGUGGAGGGCGCGGAGGGGGGUGGUGCGGCUGGCGGUAAUUGCGAUUAGCGCAAGGAGAGCUUGACCUCUGCGAGGAGGCUUGUGCGCAUCUGUGCCCGCUGUUCCGUGUGGUGUCAACGCACUGGCGUUGCUUCCUGUGCGCUUACGAGCGCAUAUGGCGAGCGCAUACAGCCCUCGAUUAGGACCGUAGGAGAGGGAAAGCGACGUAACCCACCGUAGGAAGAGGGAAAGCGACGUAAACACCGAUGAUCGUGUCGAAAAUCAGCUGCACGAUACGGCGAGAACUACUGCUGCCGUCGUCUGCUUGUGUGCUUUCUUUUUUUAUCUUUUUCGCGGAUUCGCGGCGCGCGUUGGAGCUAUGUUGCACACCUGGCAAAAGUAGUCAUUCUCGAAACCAUUCCGGUCUUUCCCCAAGAGACUAGUUGCAGGCAGAGGCCUGACCAAAAUGACGCCUAGGAGAGAGAGAGCCAGCUCUGUUGACCUAUUGAGAUGCGAUGGUGCUGUGCUCG